AUGAUCAGGUCGAUUGUUACUCUUCUCUUGUUCUGUCAAUUGCUCAACAUCGGGAAAGGCCUGUGGGCGAAUGGCACUCGCGACGAAAAUUCAGAGACAGCGCAGCGAUUCAGGCUGCGAAGGAGCCUCACGUUUCCCAGUCCGGAGUCUAUGCUUUUGCUGAUCUUCGGUCUAGGCACUCCGUUGCAGCUGGAUCGCGAGAACGUAAUCGUGGGUGUAUUUACGAAAAUGAUAUAUGCCAUGCCGACCAACGCCACGGAUUUCACCGAACCAGGAGUGUAUUAUGGGAAGACCAGUAGGAGCAGGUGGAGCUUUUACAAGUUGUUCGAAAAAAUAACAGCCAUGUACGGCUUGGGCGGCAAAGAGUGUUUACUCAAGGCCAUUUGCGAAGUCGCUUCCGCCCCAUUUGACGUCCAUCACGGUUUACUGGGACAAUUGGUACAGACUUUCCUUAGGCCCUCCAGCACCCGGGAAGAGUACGACGAGUACGGGGAUCGGGAAUAUCGGGCGGCUGAACGGCUGGGCGAGCUGGCGGAGGGCGCAGCCUGCCACGCCCUUUAUCCGGAAUGCCGCAGAAGUGUGCUCGACGUAUUUUCCACGUUGACCACGUGA
Molecule: messenger RNA, 612 nt
Organism: Cyphomyrmex costatus
Lineage: Eukaryota; Metazoa; Arthropoda; Insecta; Hymenoptera; Formicidae
Exons: 3
Coding region: 1-612 (203 amino acids)
Source: RefSeq, a predicted model, not a curated record